AUGGCAAAGAAGAACAGCCACAAAGAUACCUCGGGGGUUGUGUUCGACACUCGCUCCAAGAUGGUGAUGUCGCAGGGAGGAACAGCAGAGAGGAUGAAGGAGAAGAUCAGUGCUGUCAGAGCUGUGGUUCCAAACAAAAGCAACAAUGAGAUCGUUCUGGUGCUACAACACUUUGAGAACUCUGUGGACAAAGCUGUCCAGGCUUUUUUAGAAGGCAGCGCUGCAGAGAUCCUGAAAGAGUGGAACGUCACGGGUAAAAAGAAGCCCAAGAAGAAAAAGAAGCCAAAGCCAGCUGAGCAGGCAGAGGCUGCAGAGGCGGCGGAGGCAGCAGAGGGCGCUGUGGAGCCGGGCGAUGAGCUGAAUGGUUUCCAUGGUAACGGCUCAGUCCUGGACGAGUCUCUGGAUUCUCUGAGUGAGCAGCUGGAUUCUGCUUCUCUCGAUGCGGCUGAACUCGACUCUGAAGCCGCAACCUCUGAAAACACAGGGCACGCCCACAGCACCUUCACACAGAAGCAGAAGGGAGAGAACAGCAGCACACAGGGAAAGGCAACUCUGAUGCACGUAACACCCCCACCCUUAUAA
Molecule: messenger RNA, 582 nt
Organism: Knipowitschia caucasica
Lineage: Eukaryota; Metazoa; Chordata; Actinopteri; Gobiiformes; Gobiidae
Source: the annotation of a GenBank genome assembly